AUGGUUAAGUCAGUUCAAGAGCAGGCUGCCCUCCCCCCCAACCUCGACUUCUUUCGGCAGGCCAUGAAAGAUCAAAAUGCUUGGCUUUCCCGCUCGCAGAAAGUCGAGCAGUUAAGAUGGCAAGCUGAGCCCGAUUCGGGCUUCCAUGCUCAAAAGGCGAGUACUCCGUCCACGGCCAGCACCACUCUUGAAUCGAGGAUAACUGGUACCCGCAAGUCUCUCUUUGAAAUGAAUAUUGACUCGACAGUUUCGAUGCUGGACUUCAUGACUGAGACAUCAAACUUCCUGCUUUUGUCAAGGAGACAGACCUGGAGUGGGCGCAGAACUGCCCCAACCUUUUCACCAAAAAAGUACGGCGAGAUGAUCUUCCAGAAGACCAUCAAGCUCGAUGGAGCUAGCAUGACGGUAUAUUUUGUUGCUUCUACAUCUAAGCACUACCACAACCUUCCGAAGCUUCCUCUGGCCGAUUCUCUGCAAUAUGAGGAUACCUUUCUCGGUUUCGCACUUCAUUGGAAGGGCCGCAUGGGAGGUUGUUCUCAAAAUGUCGACAUUAUGCCGCAUUUGAUCCCUCUCUAUCCAAAGGAAGCCCGUCUUGUACUCACUCAAGCUCUCUAUUGGCGGGUUGCCAUCGAGAACCGUUUGCACCGUCUUCUCGCCAAGCUUGGCAUGAUAAAGUACUGGCUGCAAGCCGACCGGGACGAAGAGUCCGAUGUUGACAGUGAUGAUGGCAACCGUAACGGCAACAAGAGAGAUGGCACUCUGGAGGACGUGAAAGAGGCCACUAAGGACAAGGAACAUAGUGACAAAGCUUCGAAUAGGGGCGAUAACUGCGCCGAAUAUCUCCAGUACGCCAAAGAUAACGACACAAAUAACGAGAAAUCUUUUGAUGAGGCUUCUAGCGUUCCCUCCGAGGAAGCUGAAACGAAAUGUGCUAAAAAUCCUAAUGUGGAUUCCCAUGAGGAUUCCUAUAUCAGUGCUGAGGAGGACCCUCCUGUUGAGUCAGAGCAAGAAAGUACCAAUGAUUCCGGCUAUGCUGAAGCCAUUUCUUCCAAGGCAGAAGCUGAAACUGCCUACGCUGCCAGCCUUAUCCAGCUUCCCGACAAGGAAACCAAUGAGACAUCGAUUUAUGUCUCCUGCAACGUUCAGUGUGUGUUGAAGAACAAUCCCGCCCUCAAGAAGUGGUACGAAAACUGGCAAAAGGAAUGCUACUGCGAAGCAAAGCCUUUUCUGAAUCCCAGUGGAGUCUUGAAUGCCGAGGUCAGUCCGGACGGUCAUGGCAUAGAUAAGAAUAAGGACCGAAAAAACGAGGGCAACAAGAAGCUCAACAGUACCGAGGACGAGAAGUUUGUCGCCAACAUUACCGCUCCUGAUGCUGAGCGGAAGACAGCUGCCAGUAAUGUCAAGAUUGUCGAGCCAAAGAGAACAUUCUAA
Messenger RNA from Thermochaetoides thermophila DSM 1495, 1431 nucleotides. RefSeq lists its product as uncharacterized. NCBI's taxonomy places the organism in Eukaryota, Fungi, Ascomycota, Sordariomycetes, Sordariales, Chaetomiaceae. The record is from RefSeq and is a predicted model, not a curated record. The coding region runs from base 1 to 1431 and encodes 476 amino acids. The transcript has 5 exons.